AUGAUGAACCUGAGGAGGGAAACGAAUUUCAUUCUGAAGCUGAGGAGGAGCAUGGGGCACUGUACAUCCAUAAAAAAUGGGAGAGACAAGUGGACAGGCCGUUCAGGAAUGACCAACCACCACAUCUUGACAACUAAACGACAUUUAAGCAUUCACGAAUAUUUGUCAAUAGAUUUGUUACGCAAGAAUAUGAUUCCAUGUGCACAAGGAUACGCAGCGAAAACACCAGAAGAAGCGGAGGAGAAGGCAUUGGAGUUGCAAAGCCUCUGUGGAGACGUAGAUUUAGUGAUAAAAGCGCAGAUACUGAGUGGAGGAAGAGGAGUAGGGUACUUUAAAGAGAACAAUUUCGAAGGAGGAGUUCACAUUUGUCGCAACAGUACAGAAGUGAAAGAAAUAGCAUCGAAGAUGCUAAACAACACAUUGGUGACCAAGCAGACAGGGGAGGAGGGAAAAAAGUGCAACACAGUUUUUAUAUGCGAGCGUUUUUACAUAAGGAAGGAAAGGUAUGUUGCUUUUCUAUUGGACCGAAGUUCUGACGGGAUAGUUCUGCUUGGAUCAUCCAUGGGAGGUUCUUCUAUUGAGGAAAUUAGCAAAAAGAAUCCCGAGGCUAUACACAAAAUGAACAUAGAUGUACAAAACGGCUUCAGUACUGGUCAGGCACGCGAAUUUUGUGAAAAUAUUGGGUUCAAGAAUACCGAAUUAGAUAUCGCCACAGAUAUAAUAGCGAAUUUGUAUAAAAUUUUUAAGCGUUACGAUUGUACGUUGCUUGAAAUAAAUCCAUUUUCCGAGACGAACGAUGGUAGAGUUCUCUGUUGUGAUGCCAAACUCAAUUUUGAUGACAACGCGGAAUACCGACAGAAGGAGAUAUUUCUGCAGAGGGAUCUCUCACAAGAAAAUGCGGAAGAAAUACAAGCGAAGAAAUUUAAUUUAAAUUAUGUUUCUCUCGAUGGAAACAUUGCUUGUAUGGUGAAUGGAGCAGGGUUAGCCAUGGCUACUUUAGACCUCAUCGUACUUCAUAAGGGAUCCCCCUCUAAUUUUUUGGAUGUUGGUGGUGGGGCAACCGAGGAUGAAAUUACAGAGGCCUUAAGGAUUAUUAACAAUAACGCCAAGGCAAAGGUAUGCUUCAUUAAUAUUUUGGGGGGCAUUAUGAGGUGUGAUAUUAUUGCCAGAGGAAUUAUCAAGGCAUUUAAAGAUACUGCUUUUACGAAGCCUCUGAUUGUUAGGCUGGAGGGUACAAACCAGGACGAGGCGGAGGAGCUACUCCGUCAGUCGGGUAUCAAGUGCAUUUUUUGCCAGGACAUGAACCUCGCCGCGCAGAAGAGCGUGGCCAUGGCGAAUAUUAUUGAGGCCGCCGCGCGCGCUGACGUGCAGGUAGCCUUUACGUGA
Molecule: messenger RNA, 1386 nt
Organism: Plasmodium knowlesi strain H
Lineage: Eukaryota; Apicomplexa; Aconoidasida; Haemosporida; Plasmodiidae
Product: succinyl-CoA ligase [ADP-forming] subunit beta, putative
Exons: 1
Coding region: 1-1386 (461 amino acids)
Biological process (GO): tricarboxylic acid cycle; succinyl-CoA metabolic process
Cellular component (GO): mitochondrion; succinate-CoA ligase complex
Molecular function (GO): ATP binding; succinate-CoA ligase (ADP-forming) activity
Source: RefSeq, a predicted model, not a curated record